UGUCCGUCAUUUAUUCCUCCUCUGCACAACUCCUCUAGUCCUCUACUUACUCUACGGUACUCUACCUCCCGCGUAUUUAUCAAGAUGCGGCCCUCGAUUGUGGUUAGGAGCGAGAUGCCCGGUCCUAAGACCUACAACCCCUGGUGGGGCGACCUGAGCGGGAUCCAGCGGCAGAAGGGCAUCACGCAGUACUCGCUGUCGCCGUUCAAGCAGCGCGCGGCGAAGCACCUUAUCCAGAACUACAUCUUCAACGGGUACAGGCGGCUCGCGGAGCAGGUGCCGUACUGGAUUGUGCCGUUUGCCAUUGGCUACGGGACGUACACGUGGGCGAAGCGGUACGACGAGUGGCUGAACAGCAAGGCGGGGCAUCUGGCGACUGGCGGCGGAGGCCACUGAGUGUUGCUGCUAUAUGCUAUUUUUCGUGGAUAGAUGGACGCUAAUAGAAGCUUCCUGUUUGUCUUGUCUUGUAAUGCGAAUUCGCUCAUCGGCUAUUUGCGUACGGACCGGGACAUGUUAUGCACUGCAAGAGUGCGGGCGUAUUGGCGGAGACGUAGGAUGUAUAUAGAGUUGCAUCGCACGCUCGGCAAGAGCAAUGGCUACGGGCCAAGCGAUGGGCGUAUACCCGA
This is a messenger RNA of Gloeophyllum trabeum ATCC 11539, 626 nucleotides long. RefSeq lists its product as uncharacterized. The record is from RefSeq and is a predicted model, not a curated record. The transcript has 5 exons. Gene Ontology annotation, biological process: mitochondrial electron transport, ubiquinol to cytochrome c. Lineage: Eukaryota; Fungi; Basidiomycota; Agaricomycetes; Gloeophyllales; Gloeophyllaceae. Bases 85 to 396 code for a protein of 103 amino acids.